AUGGAUGGAUUUGUAACAAAGAAUUCAUCACGGCAAACAACAUUGAAUGAGAAAUUUAAAAAGGAAGAGAGAGAUGCAGUAUGUCAAAUCAUAGCCCGAUUUUUUUAUACCAGUGCUAUACCAUUCAAUUGCGUGAACAAUCCCAUAUUUCCUCUUAUGAUUAAAAGGAUUGGAGAGUAUGGGAGGGGGCUCAAUCCUCCUUCUUAUCAUGAAAUUAGAGAGACAUUCUUAAAGAAGGAAGUGAGUGAAGCAUUGAAUAUACUCGAGAAUUUUAGAGGAGAAUGGGUGAAGACUGGAUGUACUAUUAUGUCAGAUGGAUGGUCUGACAGGAGGAGACGUUCAAUAUGUAAUUUUCUUGUCAAUAGCCCAUCGGGAACUAUCUUUUUGUCAUCCCGAGAUACUUCUGAUAUUUCAAAAACUGGCCAAAUGGUUUUUGAAAUGUUAGAUGAGAUUGUGGAAAAAGUUGGAAAAGAAAAUGUUGUACAAGUUGUGACUGAUAAUGCUUCUAACUACCAAUUGGCUGGAGAGAUGUUGAUGGAAAAGAGGAAAAAAUUAUUUUGGACACCUUGUGCCGCUCAUUGCAUUGAUUUGAUGUUGGAGGAUUUUGAGAAAAAAAUUGAGAUGCAUAGUGAGACAAUUGAAGAUGGAAGGAUGAUUGUUUCAUACAUUUAUUCAAGGUGUAUGCUUAACCAUUGGAUGAAGGAAUUCACAAAUGGCAAGGAGCUUAUUAGACCUGCAGUGACGCGAUUUGCCACUUCUUACUUAACUUUGUAG
Molecule: messenger RNA, 774 nt
Organism: Cornus florida
Lineage: Eukaryota; Viridiplantae; Streptophyta; Magnoliopsida; Cornales; Cornaceae
Exons: 1
Coding region: 1-774 (257 amino acids)
Source: RefSeq, a predicted model, not a curated record